Messenger RNA from Solea senegalensis (Senegalese sole), 1852 nucleotides. RefSeq names its product gastrula zinc finger protein XlCGF8.2DB-like. The record is from RefSeq and is a predicted model, not a curated record. Lineage: Eukaryota; Metazoa; Chordata; Actinopteri; Pleuronectiformes; Soleidae. The coding region runs from base 338 to 1432 and encodes 364 amino acids. Gene Ontology annotation, molecular function: DNA-binding transcription factor activity; RNA polymerase II cis-regulatory region sequence-specific DNA binding. The transcript is spliced from 2 exons. Gene Ontology annotation, biological process: regulation of transcription by RNA polymerase II.
GGAGCGUUGACGCAGUACACUCGGUUGUCUCGUCUCUGUUUACCAGUCCAAAGUGCGCAGAAAGGGAGCAAAGGUUCGCCGUGUGGCUGCCGAUCAUCGCCGCGGAUGGUUUUCUACUGAAAGGCGAAGGAACGAACUAAGACCCGGCGCUGAGAGCGCUGUUCACCGAUCCGCUGACAGCGGGGGAGAUAUGGUCGGUCUGAGUGAGGAAACUGUGUCUGAGUACAAAGACCGAGUGAAGCGGUCAGAGGGACAGAUCUGCCGCAAGAGGAAGCAGCUCGACACCGCGUUGAAGCCGGAAGUCAGGCGGUAAAUAUCAGACAACCAACAGUUGGUGAUGAAAGAUUUUUCCCCGGAGCAGCAGGAGUGGAGAGUCAGCAUGGAUCCAGAGCGCUGCCACAUUAAAGAGGAACAGGAGGAACUGUGGAUCAAUCAGAGGGAGGAUGAUAUCAUUGCUGUGAUAGUAAAGGGUGAAGAGGAUGAUGAGAAACCUGGGUCCUCGCAGACUCGUCACAGUCGCACCGGUGAGAACAGAGCAGACUGUGGAAGACCAGAAUCAGCCAGAAACCUGGGUCUGCGUGGACAUCCAGGACCAGGUACUGAGGACAAGAACGAAGAAGAAGAAGAAGAAGACUCUUCUGAGACUGACAACAGUGAAGAUGAGUGGAAGACCACCAGUGAACCUCAAACUUUAAAGUCAUCCAAAAGUAAAACACCCUCCACUGAUACGAGAGGUAACACCAGUGAUAAAGUAUUUGAAUGUUCUGAAUGUGGUAAAAGGUUUGUCAGAAAGAGCCACCUGACGACACACAAGAAGAUCCACACAGGAGAGAAGCCAUUUAGUUGCUCUGAGUGUGGCAAAAGCUUUACUCAAAAGGGCAAUCUGAAGUCACAUGAAAAACUUCACACAGGAGAGAAACCCUUUAGCUGCUCCGAGUGUGGUAAACGAUUUACAGAGAAGAGCAAUCUCAAGAAGCACAUCAAAUCUCACACGGGAGAGAAACCAUUCGGUUGCACCGUGUGCGGUAGGCGAUUCUUCGAGAACAGCCAUCUGAGGUCACACAUGAAAAUCCACUCGGGAGACAAACCGUUCCGCUGCGCCGGGUGUGGUAAGGGAUUCUUCGAAAGGAGCAGCCUAAGGAAGCACGAGAAAUGUCACCUGGGAGAAAAACCCUACAAUUGCUCCGAGUGUGGUAAAGGAUUUUUCGAAAAGAGCAGUUUCAGGAAGCACGAGAAGUUUCAUUCGGGAGAGAAACCGUUUACUUGCUUGUUCUGUGGCAAAGGGUUUGCUGAGAAAAGAAACCAGAUACUACACAUGUCCGUCCACACAGGGGAAAAACUACUGAGUUGCAGAGUUUGCAACCAAAGAUUUAGCUGGUAUAGUCAGAUCAAAAAACAUCACUGUGUUGGUUACGCCACAGAGAUUAAUUAGAGCCAGAGACCAGAAACCAGUCGGUUAUUCACAAUUUGAAGGAUAGUUUUUCCCUCAGGCCAUGACAGGGUCAUUAACCUUCAGACACCGAACAUUUACCAUAGAGCUCCGAACGUCACAUGACUCAGUUUGUUUACGCCGCCAUAUCGGCAGGAAAAGCUUCAGCAAAAUGGUUUCAAGCUGUCAAGAGUUCACUGCACACUUUAAAUCCACGGAGAACCUGACUGAAUACAAAUUUGUGUUGCCACCAAAUUGAAACGGUUCGGUUUGGAACAGUGAACAAUGAACAUCUUUGGCACCCUUCUCUUGAGGUACCAGAGUAAAAUGGUAUGGUACGGUCAGGGUGGAGUCACAGUCAACUGAAUGUGCGACAGAAAAAUGUCACUCCCUUGCAGCCAAUGCUUCUUCAACGCCCGCAGU